AUGACGAGUGUUGCAGACUUCAAGCUGGCCUCAUUGGCCGUUGGCUUUACACUCGGUUUCGGGGUACUCACUGUGUGGACUGCUAUCAAGCAAACCAGGGCGGUUCGAUCACCACUUCACAGUGUUUAUAUCUUUAUGGUGUGGGGAGAGAUCUUUGCCAAUGCUGCUGCUAUGAUCGUCGUAUGGAUUUUCCUCGAAGGGUACAUCAAGCCUGGUAUACCGGUCUACUUUGGCCUGCUCGUUCUCUGGAGUUUCGAGGUUCAGCUGCUCUUGCAAAUCAUCGUCAAUCGGAUUGCUAUCGUUGUAGACGAUGAUCGACUCGUGUGGAAGCUCAAAUGGGGAACCGCCUUGAUAAUCACACUGGUCAAUAUCGCAGUGUUCUGCAUUUGGAUCCUAGCCCAUUCGCCUCCUUAUCAUCCGAUGUUAGUACUCUUACACGGUGUCCUCUUCCAAACUAACAUAUUAAGUUUCGUGGAAAUCAACAAGUACUGGGACAGAUGUUCCAAAAUCAUUAUUAUGAUUGUAGACGCAGGACUAAAUUACUUUUUCCUCCGCACUGUGCAAAAAAGUCUUGUAAAAUACCACGGUCUUACGAAAUACGCACCACUCGUCAGCUUCAACGCGAAGCUCAUGGUGGUCUCUGUAGCCCUGGAUCUAAUGCUCGUGUGCCUCAUAUCCCUCAAGAACGGACUCGUGUACACGCAAUUCCACCAGGUCGCCUACGUGGUCAAACUCAAUAUCGAAAUGUCGAUGGCUGAUCUAAUCAGGAAGCUCGCACGGAAGUCAAUCGAAGUACACAAUAACGAAUUUAUCGCUGGGCACUCAUCAACCUUCAACCAGACCAACAACCAAUCAGAUUACCAUCGUUCGCACAUUCAAUCCAUGGGCGCCCAUAAUGCGAUUCAGAUGCAGGCCGGCGUGAAUGCGAGUGCUGUGCAAAGCAAGAUGCGAGGAAGUGAAGAUGGGCAGCAUGAGUGUGCGGGGAUCAGGACGCUGAAGGAGGUUAACGUUACAGUGGAGAAUGUUAAGACGUCGGACAUAGUUUGGAGGAAGAGUGGGAGUGAGAGUGGAGGGGAUGUGGAAGAUGGGUUUCAGAGGAAGUCUAGUAAAGGGUCUGGGAGUGAGGAUGAGCUUCCUUUAGAGCCGGUGCCGAAGGCGAAGUUUUCGGAGUGGAAGAACUAA
Molecule: messenger RNA, 1182 nt
Organism: Venustampulla echinocandica
Lineage: Eukaryota; Fungi; Ascomycota; Leotiomycetes; Helotiales; Pleuroascaceae
Exons: 4
Coding region: 1-1182 (393 amino acids)
Source: RefSeq, a predicted model, not a curated record